AUGGCCGGACAAGAGUGCGGCAACCCAGCCGGUGUCAUCCAGAUUCUCAGCAUUACUUCGGGCGUGGUCAACCUCCUCAACGAUCUGUAUCUGCUCAUCCUCCCGCUUCCCGCCAUUCUCAAGCUCAAGAUGGCUCCCAGGCAGAAAGUCGGCGUCAUGUUCAUCUUCCUCGCGGGUGCUGGGGCCUGCGUUAUGAGCAUCCUCGGGCUGAUCUAUCGCAGACGAGGAUAUAGCCGCGAUGCCUCCAGCAUGUGGUCGCGCGAUACAACCUACAUACAAGUCCCGCUGCUCGUUGUCACUACUGUGGAAUAUAGCGUUGGCGUCAUAAUCCCGUGCAUGGCACCCUUCGCGAAGCUCUGCAAGCACUUCCUCGUCACGGUCAAAUCUUACGUCAGCACUCGAUCCUUCCAUCGAACAUCGUCGCUCGACGGCGACUAUCGGCUCGACGGUAUGGGGGACCAAAGCUCGUUCAAGGGCAACCCAGAAUCGCAUAUCAACACUAUCGACAGAAUGCUCGCACGCAUGUUCCCGGGAGAGGAUGAGACACAGUUGUCGAAGACGAAAGAUUCGCGCGAGGGCUGA
Molecule: messenger RNA, 582 nt
Organism: Mytilinidion resinicola
Lineage: Eukaryota; Fungi; Ascomycota; Dothideomycetes; Mytilinidiales; Mytilinidiaceae
Exons: 3
Coding region: 1-582 (193 amino acids)
Source: RefSeq, a predicted model, not a curated record